Suillus subaureus is the source of this 666-nucleotide messenger RNA. RefSeq lists its product as uncharacterized. Bases 1 to 666 code for a protein of 221 amino acids. The record is from RefSeq and is a predicted model, not a curated record. The transcript is spliced from 6 exons. Lineage: Eukaryota; Fungi; Basidiomycota; Agaricomycetes; Boletales; Suillaceae.
AUGGCAGUACAAGUCCAUCCACUCUCCCGCAAUAUCAUCUCGUCUGCAGUCUGCCUUGAUGGAUUCUCAUGGAUGGACGACAAACGGCUAUUCGUACUCCUUGCCAAAUUCGACGACCGCAAAUCCAUGUUAUUGUGCAGUUCUUGGUCGUCCUAUAAUCUUAUGAUGGCGUGCACUAUAUGUCAAGGCAGUAAUGAUUCUGCUAUCUGGGAAUAUUUCCCUUCUGGAUAUGUACCUGCCGGAAAUGCUUCCAUACCUUACUGGGCUACUACUGAUCCGACAACAUGGACAUCUGCGACUUUCAAUAUCAUGGAUGCAAACGCUACUUAUCAGAAGAAUUCUUCUAGUAUCACCCUGGGCGCCUCACCAUCAUCUAGCGAUUCAAGUUCAAGCUCAAAAUCAACUGACAUGGGUGCGAUAGUCGGCGGUACCAUCGGAGGUGCAGCCGCACUCUUAUUUCUCGCCAUUGCCGCGUAUCUGCUGUAUAGACGCCACGUAUACAGGGAAGGAGUUCAUGCCUUUGCUAUCAACCGACAAGGGACGACCUUUAUGUCAUCGUCAGGCACACAUAACCGUAUCCCGUCCGACUACAUCCAACUUCGCUCCAUCAAUGUCAGGCCCUCUUGCAUUGUACGAGCAGCCCGUAUCUCCAUUGCAGCGGCAUGA